UGCACACACAGUGCAAACACACAACCCGUACCCCAAGAUAUUGUUAAGGUGCUCUUGUAAUGGAACUCAGAUUGAGGAUUAUUACACAGUGAUGCUGCCAAACCAGUUCACUUUCUCUGCACUUUCUUCAACAACAGAAACAAAGCAUUGUGAAUUAAUGCAGUAAUUGUAUCUGGGAACCUACAUACAGCUCAGGAACUUAAAACGAAUGUGACUGUCACCCUUCUUUAGUAAUUUGCCCACAGCUAGUAUUGGACCUAGACCAAUUCCUCCACUAUGUCCUCUGGAUUCUACCUGGUCCAGUGGAUGCCAGGACCGUGUACAGAACCAGGAACCAGUAAAGAAUUCAGUAUAAUUGGACUAGAAGAUAUCAAAGAUGACUAUCGAUAUGCCUUGGAGACUGGACGUAUCACCAUGGCAACGUAUCGCUUUCGGAGUGGUUCUAACGUCGGCAGCAUGCAUCGCUUGUGCAAGGUGCUUGGAUCCGCAGGGGAUAAAUCUCUUUUGGAGGUCGACUUGAUGGCCUUUAUGAACGGAGGCGAGGAUGGGUCUGGAGUCUAUACUAUAGAAGAUGAAAAGCCAAAUCAGCUGACCUUUAGGAAGCAGUCUGGCUCUAGGCCUCCACCUUGGGAGGUUGAGAAAGAGAUGCUCACACUGCUGGAGGAGAACCAUAAAGUCAAAAGAGAGAACGAAGCACUGAGAACAAAGCUUGCCAAAGCAGUUGAUGUGAGUGACUUGAAGAACAUUUUGGAGACUACCAUACUCAACAUCCAGAAAAAACAAAUUGUCCAACCAUCUCUCAAUGAACAGACUCCCUCCAGCCGCGUGUCCCAGCCAAUCAUCGAAACCCUGCCCAUGACUCAAGACAUGGACUUGAUCUCACAACCUCAGCUCUCCAGUAUGGUUGAUCACAACAUGUCGUCAAUGCAAGGGUUUCCCUUAUCUACACCGGUCACACAGAGACAACCUCCUAGGCGAGCCCCAAUAGUAAACUCUGUGAGCCACCAGUUAACAAGAACAUCCUCGUCCACUACUACUCCUGCCCAAAGUCAGUCUAGAGCACCAGAGUCAGAAAUGGAUAACCCUUACAUCGUCAGAGUUCAGUCACUAGCCGAGUCAACGCCCGUUCCACCAGCACCGCCACACCCUGUCGAAAUCCGACCAGCUGGGACUGCUCCACGUGAGAAACAAGGGGGAAAUUCCAUCAACCAAUUAAACAGAGGGUACACUAGGCCUUCGGCGCAGAUCAACCAGCGAAAGAACAAUGUGAGACAGAGGCAGAUAAAGACCCCUCAGUGGCAGGCUAGCUAUGUUUCAGAUGGUAUCACUGAACGUCUCAGGAUUGGACGGAGUGGGGUGAGCCAAAGCCCUUCCAUGAGUACCAAUAGUACUCUAGCAAAUAUUUCGGCACCAUCAAUACAACGCAUGAAACCUAUUACGAUGAAGGGUGCGGCUCAAGAUGAUCAUGAUGGGGAUAAGCUGGUUGAGCUUGUUGCAGGCUCAGGCAUCUGGUUACCAAGGAAACAGCUAAAACUGUCGCAGAGAACCAAAGGACUCAGCCAGUACACCAGGAAAUUAGUCAUGCUCCUGUUCAACAUGAAAGAACUCAGUACCAGCUCUGUUACUGGCUUCAAGGCAACAGGCAAAGGCAGUGAGAAUGCCAUCAAGCGUCCGGCCCUGGACCCCAAGAGAGUUCAUGCCAUAAUCACCGCUGUUCAGAAGCGUUUCCCUGCAGCUUCACCUUUCAAAGUCAAGCAAGUCAUGAGUCAGAAGCUGAUGGAUAUCCGAAAGACAGUCCGGAAUAAACAACUCAAGAAUGCCACAUGGAAACAAAGAGGAUUACACCAUGGCAUAAUCUAAGAUGGACUAGUUUCCUGCAUGUAAGAGACAUUGACAUUUGUUUAUUCACUCUAGUUGAGUUCUUGUUGAAAUUUUUAUCAAUUAAAAGUUAAUGCCACUGCCAAAAACCAUCUGAAAGCAACAAUAAUUAGACUAUGUUCAUUAGGUCACCAGGAGAUUAAAGGGUUUUUCCUCAAAAGGACCCUGUUUGGAAUUUUCAUUGUUGCCUUGGUAUAGAGUAUAAAUCUCUCUUUGGUCUACAUGCUAGCCAAAGCAGAAAACAAAAAUAGUAUAUGAACUUGUGAAAAUUAUCACCAGGGAGGUGUGUCACAAAGAUUUAAGUGAGACUUUUUGAGUCGCACUUUAAUUCCCAAUUGCUUCCUGUAUAAAAGUCAUCACAGAAUUAGUUAAUUUGAGCCCAGGUGACGCGUGCUACGGAGUAUUAAUCAAUUACGAUUCAUCUGCAAGUAUGCAUUUAAUCAUGACUCUGAGUCACACUUAACUCUUUGUGAAACCAACCCCUGGUCCUGGUUGUGAUAAUCUCAUUGUGAUACAGGUAAUCAAUUACCUACAUGUAUUAUAUAAAAUGCAGCUAUACAGAAACCAUAGUGAUUUUGUACAGUGUACAUAAUGUAAAGAAAAUCACCCUAAGGAACACGUUGUUUUUGGGGUGCUUGCUAGGUUUUUUUUUGUUCAAUCAAAGCUGUAUAGUUAUGCAGGUUAAUAUUUUUUCUUUACUUUACUAUAUCUGUUCAUCCGUCCAGAAGUUGAGAUUCAGUAAAAAAAACUUUGCUAUUGGUACGUGUACACUGUCGACAAAAUGUUUGUCGAUAAACAGCAUUAGUAUUUUGUCGAAGACUUAUACAAAGACUAAGAAGCCAUUUAUAAAGUUGAUGAACAUUUUUUGCAAGGGAUAAAGAGAAAAAGAGUUUCAGUUAUCUUUAUAUUUGCCUAGUUUGUGAAACUGUUUUAGGACUGGUGACAGCAUGGCUUGUGUCUAUAAAGGGAUCAUGAUCCAUUUUACUUGUACCAGGGAUUUGUCGCUUGCAAAAACCAUUCAUGAUAAUGAUGAUUUCAUUACUUGGUAGCAAAAAAAAAUCUGCUAAUUUGCUAAACAAGCAAGCAAAAAAAGUAUUAUGGUAUGAUCAUUGUUCAACUUCAAAUAAAGCAGCCAGCAUUACCUAUUUGUUCUAUGUUUCGAAUCAAUGACUUAUGAAUGUAAUGGUGUAAUCAAAAAAGUGUUUGAAUAAAAGAAAAACAGGUUUGAACAUUUCAUUUGAUGAUAUGAAUAUGAAUCAUAUUUGAUUAAUUAUAAAAAUCUUAAUUCACAUUGGUUUCAAUGCAGAAACCUUUGUAGGAUACAGAAACAUUGUUUUCGUGAAAAUCAUUGUUUGUUACCUACUAAUAACUUUAGAAAAUUUGGUAAAACUAUGUAACACAUUUUCUUUGACGUUUGGUUUUCCUUAAAGUUAUGAAUCUACUGCCGUAAACAUGGAAAAUGUCUUAUAAAGCAUGUCUUCUUGCCCAUUUGCGAUGUGUUUUAUUGAAAUUAUUGACAUUCCAUUGCAAAGGUUGAAUUUGACCGACACUCAAUUUGAAGGUUUUUGGAACAAAUCCAGUGAUAGCAAAAUUGAUAAUUUCAUAAAUUUCAUAACAAUAACAGUGCCAAACAUUUGACCAAACAGCACCGUUUCUCUGUUCCUGUUUUUUGGUUUAUUGUUGCUUUUAUUAAUUUGAUUCAAUCACUCAUCAUUAAAGCAAACAUACUACCACA
Messenger RNA from Lytechinus variegatus (green sea urchin), 3613 nucleotides. RefSeq lists its product as uncharacterized. Gene Ontology annotation, biological process: negative regulation of DNA-templated transcription. The record is from RefSeq and is a predicted model, not a curated record. Gene Ontology annotation, molecular function: DNA binding. The transcript is spliced from 7 exons. Lineage: Eukaryota; Metazoa; Echinodermata; Echinoidea; Temnopleuroida; Toxopneustidae. The coding region runs from base 277 to 1860 and encodes 527 amino acids.